UCCCGAAGCCAAACAAAAUUCCACGCGCCCCAAAAGCCCAUAAAACCCACGCUCUCCUCCCCCAGCCGGACUCACUGUCACAAAGGCGACGUUUUUCUCUUUCUUUUACCAUGGAGGCCACCACCACCCAGGAGCGACCUGCGCCGCCGCCGCCCUCGCCCUCGCCGGUGCAGAUGCAGAUGCAGAUGCCGCACGUGUCCUCCGACCCGUCCAACCCGUUCCCCACCACCUUCGUCCAGGCCGACACCACCUCCUUCAAGCAGGUCGUCCAGAUCCUCACCGGCACCCCGGAGACCGCGGCGGCGGCCGUGGCAGGAGGGACGGCGGGCGCGCCGGCUGCUAAGCCAGCGCCCACGCCGACCGGGCCCAAGAAGCCGGCUUUCAAGCUCUACGAGCGGCGCGGGAGCAUGAAGAGCCUCAAGAUGCUCUGCCCGCUCCUCCCGGCCGCCUUCGCCGCCGGCAGCUCCAGCGGCUUCUCCCCGCGCGGGUUCUCGCCGCGCGGGCUGGAGGUGCUGUCCCCGAGCAUGCUGGACUUCCCGUCGCUGGCGCUGGGCAGCCCCGUGACGCCGCUCCCGCCGCUGCCGGGGUCGCGGGAGGCGGCCGCCGCCGAGGACCGCGCCAUCGCCGAGAAGGGGUUCUACCUGCACCCGUCGCCGCGCGGCAAUGCCGGGGGCCGCGGCGACCUCACGCCGCCGCCCAGGCUGCUCCCGCUCUUCCCCCUGCAGUCGCCCACCCGGCAGUGACCGCCGCCUCCCCAUUGGUAUGCUCCGCCUGCCUGCCUGCCUGCCCGGUCGGUCGCCGCUAGUUGCUUGCUGCUAGGACUCCUGGAGCGAGAGACCGAUUCGAUCUGUAGAUUACCUGCUCCUCUCGCGCUCCGGAGCUCUGGCAGGAGCAGGAUCCGUGUAUGUGCUUGUGUUGUAAUCUUAGUGUCUGUAACAGCGAUUUGGCGCAUAAGAGGGGAUUAAUUGAUCACCCAGUCUCGAGUGUUCUUGCCCUUACCAUCAUCAUUGUCUAGCUUCUUCAUACCGGUAGUGUAGUAGAUUUUAGCUUUGGCAUUUUCCUAUUCUUGCUCCAUGAGCUCGCUCUGUCGUAUUACUAGUUUCGUAUUGCAAAUCUUGUACAAACAUUAAAGCUGGGUCUUAUGGGAGGCAAGUGGAUGCUCAA
Lolium perenne is the source of this 1164-nucleotide messenger RNA. RefSeq names its product VQ motif-containing protein 4-like. NCBI's taxonomy places the organism in Eukaryota, Viridiplantae, Streptophyta, Magnoliopsida, Poales, Poaceae. The record is from RefSeq and is a predicted model, not a curated record.